GCGGAAACUUUCCGCGGGUUCCUCCGCGCUGGACACUCCCUGGGGACCCGCAGGUGCCACUGCCCUCCGCCUGAGCUGGCCCCGGGCCCCUGACCCGCCGGCCCCAGCGAAGCCGGCGCUUCCUGCUUCCUGAGUCGCAGCCAGUGUCCGGCGCUGCCCGGGGGGGCUGCCCUGGGGGGCUGGGGUCCAGCAGGAGCCUGGCCUGACGCAGCUGCAGGGAGGGCGACCUGCAUGCGGAGCGCCGCCCCCGCACCAUGGACCGCGGCCAGCCCAGCGCGGAGCCCGCGGUCUCGGAGCCCGCGGCCGCGGCUCCCCGCGCCCCCGGCCCGAGCGUGAUGGCGCCGCUGCGAGCCGUGGUCCGCCUGCGCCGCCGCGUGUGCCUCCAGCGCAAGCGGCGCCCGCUGACGCCGGGCGCGGGGCUGGACGCGGGGGCCCUGGCGCCUCGCGAGGGCGCGGACCAGCCGCAGUUCUUCACCUUCGACGGCCCCGCGGAGCUGGCCUCGAGGACGCCGCGCAAGAAGCGACGGCGCAGCCGCGUGGUGCUCUACCCCGACACCGCGCGCAGGUCCCGGCCGCGCGCCGAGCACCACAGCCGCGCGCAGAGCUGCCUGCUGCUGCUCGUGGCCAUCGUGGGCUUCCAGGUGCUCAACGCCAUCGAGAACCUGGACGACAACGCGCUGCGCUACGACCUGGACGGGCUGGAGAAGGCGCUGCAGCGCGCCGUGUUCGGCCAGCCGGCGGCCGUGGGGCGCCUCGUGGCGCUGCUGCGGGACUACCUGUCCACGCACGUGCACAGCCGCCCGCUGCUGCUGGCGCUGCACGGGCCCAGCGGCGUGGGCAAGAGCCACGUGGGCCGCCUGCUGGCGCGCCACUUCCGCGCGGUGCUGGAGGACAGCGCGCUGGUGGUGCAGUACCACGCGCGGCACCACUGCCCCUCGGCGCGCGCCCCGCAGGACUGCCGCGAGGAGCUGGCGCGCCACGUGGCCGACGUGGUGGCGCGGGCCGAGGCGGAGGAGAAGACGCCGCUCCUGGUGCUGGACGAGGUGGAGCUGAUGCCGCCGGCGCUGCUGGACGAGCUGCACGGCCUCCUGCAGCCGCAGCGCCCGCAUCGCUUCCACAACGCGGUCUACGUGCUGCUCAGCAGCGCGGGCGGCGCGGAGGUGACGCGCUUCGUGCUGCAGAACGCGUCCCGCACGCCGGCCCCACACGCAGACCGCGCGCAUCGGGCCCGCGCCGAGGAGGAGCUGCGCGCCGGCCUGAAGGCGCUGCUGGUGCGCGGGCACCCGCUGUGGCAGGCCGCGGCCGUGGUGCCCUUCCUGCUGCUGGACAAGCAGGACGUGGUCAGCUGUUUCCGGGACGAGAUGGCCGGGGAGGGCUUCUUCCCCGAGCAGGCCCGCGCCGAGCGCCUGGCCGCGCAGCUCAGCUACUACCGCGUCGCGGGCCGUGAGUUUGCCGUCACCGGCUGCAAGCAGGUGGUGGCCCGGGUGAACCUCCUGUAGCCCGGGCGCCGGCCGCGGACACUGGCGGGACGCCCGGGACGUCUGGUGGAGGUGGGGAGCGGACCCUGUGGCUUUGCCCCGCGCCGAGGCCCCUAAUAAACCCAACUGCCCACCCCUCC
Messenger RNA from Eptesicus fuscus (big brown bat), 1618 nucleotides. It is a transcript of the gene TOR4A, whose product is annotated as torsin family 4 member A. Gene Ontology annotation, cellular component: endoplasmic reticulum lumen; nuclear envelope. The transcript has 2 exons. The coding region runs from base 255 to 1499 and encodes 414 amino acids. Gene Ontology annotation, molecular function: ATP hydrolysis activity; ATP binding. Lineage: Eukaryota; Metazoa; Chordata; Mammalia; Chiroptera; Vespertilionidae. The record is from RefSeq and is a predicted model, not a curated record.